GUUUUAUAUUCUUGGUUGAUUUUCAUUUUUACCAUUUCUACUAUUUUUGUUGCGUUUUUCAGUGGAUGAAUUGAAAUUUCAAGAUCAAGAAUAUGAAUAUGAAAUGAAAGUGAAAAUCCUUCUUGAUUAAUCGGAAGUACGUACAAAUAGCAAUAGCAACCAGGAAUCAAAUUCAGAAUUUCGGUGCUCGAAGAACGUUGGAAAUACCUAAGCCAGAAGAAAGUCGAACAGUUCACUUCGUGAUUUUCAAAUUUUCAACUUGUUCUUUCAAAUCUUCAUAGUGCUGAACUUCAAAUUCAACAUUUUGAAACUGUCGUAAGAGCGAUACCGGUGGUUUCGAUAAUCAUCAUUCGUGGUUAUCAAUCAAGUUUUACCACCUCUUUUUCCUCCUUACACAUUAUCCACUUCAUAGGGCGUAGCGAAGAUAACUGGCUCAGCUAUAAUACUACUUGCUAGUUCAAUGGUCAAACAGUUCUAAUCAAACGUUCGCUCGAAGUUGUGGUGUAAUAGUGACUUCUCGAUUUCAAAAAAAUAAUUUUCCUAAAAUGGCACUUGUUAAUGGGUUGCCUUUCUCCAUAAACGUAGAAAAGUCAGUAGAAGCUGCCGGUUACGACGGUAUUCUUUUCAUUUCUGCUGCGAAACCUGGUACCGAAGGACCAGCUGCUAUUCAAUCUGCUAUUGCGAAAGCAUAUCAAAUUGAUAAAGCUGUAGCGAGCGAUGGAGCAGUCUUAGCAGUUGAUUUGCCAGCUGGUAGAGUAGUUUAUGUACCAGUUUCAGUCAACCCAGACUUCGACGACGUUCGAUCAUUUGGUGAAAGUGGCAAAAAAGCUAUCCAAAGAGCACUUAAAGCCGGAGUAAAAACGCCUUUGGUUAUUCUGUCACCUUAUGCAAAUUUUCCGUAUUGUCAGCUUGUCACCUUACUCGGAGUUUUUGAAGCUUUAUAUGUGAAUUUGCAAUACCGCGAAGAUAGACCUGAAGUAUUUCCCAAAGUUAAACAGCUCGGAAUUUACAGUACGCAACCGAAGAAGAUCGAUCAAAUAGUAAAAACAGCAGUAGCUUUGGAAAAUGGCAGAUACGUGGCUAGAGAUGUCGGUGGCUCAGACCCUGAACGAAUGGCUCCUCCUAAAGUCGAAGAAUACAUACGUGCUGCUUUUAAAAAUGAACCCGUAUCCAUUCGUGUGAUUAGCGACUUGAGUGUAUUUGAAAAAGAAUAUCCUUUAUUCGCCGCAGUAAAUAGAGCAGCUAAUGAAAUUGAACGUCACCGAGGACGUAUUAUCAUUCUGACUUACGAAGCCGAAGCACCUCAAGAAACACUAUUCCUUGUAGGCAAAGGUGUUACUUACGAUACCGGUGGAGCUGAUAUCAAAGCUGGCGGUAUUAUGGCUGGUAUGUCUCGAGAUAAAUGUGGUGCUGCCGCCGUAGGAGGAUUCUUAAAGGCUGUAGCUCAAUUGAAACCGACCAAUGUUAAAGUUGUCGGAAUCAUGAGCAUGGUUAGAAACAGUGUCGGUGAAAAUUGCUACGUUGCUGAUGAAAUAAUCCAAUCACGAGCCGGUUUACGGGUUCGAAUUGGAAAUACAGAUGCGGAAGGACGUACGAUUCUAACCGAUCCUUUAUGCUAUGCUAAAGAAGAAGCUCUGAAAUCUGUCAAUCCUCAUCUUAUGACUAUUGCCACUUUAACCGGUCACGCGUAUUUGACCUCCGGAUGCGGAUAUUCUAUUGUUUUAGAUAACGAAGCUGCUCGUCGAACUGAAAAUGCUCUUUUAUUAUCCAAAUAUUCCGAGCAAAUUGGCGAACCUUUCGAAGUGAGCACUAUUCGCCGAGAAGAUUAUAGAUUCCAUAAAGGCAAAGUUGAAGGCGAAGAUGUAUUACAAGCUAAUAAUCAACCAUCGUCUAGAACUCCGAGAGGACAUCAAGGUCCUGCUGCAUUUUUGAUUAUGGCCUCCGGUUUAGAUAAAUACGGCGUUGGUUCCGCAUCUCCAAUCAAAUAUUCUCAUUUGGAUAUUGCCGGUGCUGCCGGAGAUGUUCCUGAGAAUGCGACUGGUGCACCUCUUUUGGGAUUAUAUGCUAAAUUCUUCAAUCAGAAUUUAGCUCAAUUGGCCGAUAAUUAGCAAACGUUGUACGUAUUUGAAGUUGAUCUUCGAAAA
This is a messenger RNA of Planococcus citri (citrus mealybug), 2144 nucleotides long. It is a transcript of the gene Dip-B, whose product is annotated as Dipeptidase B. Gene Ontology annotation, cellular component: cytoplasm. Lineage: Eukaryota; Metazoa; Arthropoda; Insecta; Hemiptera; Pseudococcidae. Gene Ontology annotation, molecular function: metalloaminopeptidase activity; manganese ion binding. The record is from RefSeq and is a predicted model, not a curated record. The transcript is spliced from 13 exons. Bases 546 to 2108 code for a protein of 520 amino acids. Gene Ontology annotation, biological process: proteolysis.